AGGAUCCAACGUUAAGAAAAUCGUUGGUAGGACCCCGAUUCUCGUGAACAAGAAGCGCCACAAGCACAAGGAGCGUUUUGUUUAUUUCCUCUUCUAACGUUACAUCUUUUCCCUACAUAAUACAUUUUUCUGUCAAAUAAAAUACACAAAUCCUCACAUUAUUCGUCAUCAAACUUUCCAUUUUUCUUCUAUUUAAACCACAACCCAUUUAUUCUCUUAACAUCAAAGAAAGUUUAUAUUCUUUUUAGGAAAAAUAAAAAAGGCGUCUACUCUGAAAAAGCGAUGGAAUUUGAGUCUGAUGAUCAAGAACGUUUAUGUGCGACUCCAAAGCUUCCUCUGUUCUCGAUUCCAUUAAAUAGAGCAUUUGAUACUCCUGGCCUAGCGACGCCGCCUGUGAACAUCGCCGGAUCAGUUCCAUUUCUAUGGGAGGAAGCUCCGGGAAAGCCUCGCGUUUCCGAUGAGAACAAACCUCCUGCGUCAAAGCAGAACGCCGGAGGAGGAGGGGGAGUUGUGAGGUGCCUUGAGCUUCCGCCGAGGCUGAUUUCGCCAGCCACAGCAGAUGAGCCAUCUCCGACCACAGUUCUUGAUGGUCCUUACGUUACACCUCGCCGGUCUUUGUCAGUGAUAUGGAGAAGCGAAAAACAAUCCGAGUGUAGCUCCAACUCUUCACAUUCCACGAACGGUCGCUGCUGCGAUGGUGGCGGCACAACGGUGAAGAUAAGCAGAGUUAGAAGAAAAGGAAGCCUUGUGAACCUUUCUCACUCAAAAUCUGAUUUCUUGGCAAGGGUUUACAAAGGAUUUAAGCAAGUGAUUCCAUGGAGGCGUAGGCAAGAUAAUCUUCCAAGAAUGAGUUCUUCCAAUAUUUAGAAAGAAAUCUCUCCAGUUUCUUUGUAAUAUUCCUCUGUAUAUAAUAAUUUACAGACAUGAGAAAAUAAUUAUAGUAAUACUUCAUCUAUUUUAAUAUACAAGUCCUAGUAAAGAUUUUU
Brassica oleracea var. oleracea is the source of this 986-nucleotide messenger RNA. RefSeq lists its product as uncharacterized. Bases 283 to 867 code for a protein of 194 amino acids. The transcript is spliced from 2 exons. Lineage: Eukaryota; Viridiplantae; Streptophyta; Magnoliopsida; Brassicales; Brassicaceae. The record is from RefSeq and is a predicted model, not a curated record.